AUGAUGGACAUCAUUUCCGUUAAUAAAAAAUCUAAUAAUGAAAAAUUAAAACGUGUUCAUUCAAUGACGACACAGAAUAUAUCCAAAUAUGCUAGAAAAUUAAUAAAUAUUGAAGAUAAAAUAAAUGUUCAUGAUUAUUUUUUACACGAACGACCGUUUACAAAUGUAAAAAUAAUUAUCAAUCAACAAACUGUUUGGUGUGAUAAAGCUUCACUUUCAGCCGCUUCACCAAUUUUUCGUGAACAACUUUUAAAAAAUCAUAAAGAUGAACCUCUCAUAUUCAAUGAUAUUGAUUUAAAUGAUUUCAUAGCAAUGCUUGAAUUUAUCUAUCCAAUAUUUAAUCCUGAAAUUAAUGAAAAAAAUAUUUCCUGUCUUGUUGAACUUUCCUACAGAUUUCAAUAUGGUUAG
Molecule: messenger RNA, 408 nt
Organism: Rotaria socialis
Lineage: Eukaryota; Metazoa; Rotifera; Eurotatoria; Philodinida; Philodinidae
Source: the annotation of a GenBank genome assembly